UCGUCGACCGUCUCUACCUUUUCUCCUGCUACGACGAUAGCUACAGCUACAAUCAUGGAGUCAGAACUCGCUCCCAAGUUUGCGCCGUUCAUCGGCAUGGGCGGCAUCGCGGCUGCAAUGAUAUUUGGAUGUAUCGGUGCUGCGUAUGGUACGGCGAAGUCAGGUAUCGGCAUCGCCGGUGUGGGAACUUUUCGGCCGGAUCUCAUUAUGAAGUGUCUGAUCCCCGUCAUUAUGUCCGGUAUCCUGGCGGUUUAUUCGCUUGUCAUUGCAGUUCUCAUAGCCGAAGACCUUGCCGCUCCCUCAGCGAAGAGCUACAGUCUAUUUACAGGCUUCAUGCACCUUGGCUGCGGCCUAUCGGUGGGAUUGACUGGGCUUGCAGCUGGGUACUGCAUCGGUAUUGUUGGUGAUAGUGGCGUUCGUGCUUUUAUGGCACAGUCUAGAAUAUUCGUUGGCAUGGUGUUGAUUCUUAUCUUUGGCGAAGUUCUGGGUCUCUAUGGACUUAUUGUUGCACUUUUGCUCAACACAAAGAGUUAAAUUCGACAGCACCGAGACGGACAUGUUUUUUACUGUUUAAACGAUGUUUACAGCUGAAUGGCUCCGGUCAAUAUUCAAUAUUUUUU
This is a messenger RNA of Trichoderma virens Gv29-8, 620 nucleotides long. RefSeq lists its product as uncharacterized. Bases 55 to 534 code for a protein of 159 amino acids. NCBI's taxonomy places the organism in Eukaryota, Fungi, Ascomycota, Sordariomycetes, Hypocreales, Hypocreaceae. Gene Ontology annotation, cellular component: proton-transporting V-type ATPase, V0 domain. Gene Ontology annotation, molecular function: proton-transporting ATPase activity, rotational mechanism. The record is from RefSeq and is a predicted model, not a curated record. Gene Ontology annotation, biological process: proton transmembrane transport. The transcript has 6 exons.